Vitis vinifera (wine grape) is the source of this 486-nucleotide messenger RNA. RefSeq names its product basic form of pathogenesis-related protein 1-like. The transcript has a single exon. The coding region runs from base 1 to 486 and encodes 161 amino acids. NCBI's taxonomy places the organism in Eukaryota, Viridiplantae, Streptophyta, Magnoliopsida, Vitales, Vitaceae. Gene Ontology annotation, cellular component: extracellular region. The record is from RefSeq and is a predicted model, not a curated record.
AUGGCAAUUCACAAGUUUCUCUUAGCCAUUUACAUCUUAGGUUCAGCCCUGGCUCAUUUCUCACUAGCUCAGAGCUCCCCCCAAGACUAUGUGGACGCCCACAAUGCUGCACGGGCACAGGUAGGAGUGCAGCCCAUCACAUGGAAUGAGACAGUCGCAGCCUACGCCAGGAGAUAUGCUAGUAGCCGGGUUGCUGCACGUUGCAGCAUGGAGAAUUCAGGAGGGCCGUACGGAGAGAACCUUGCUAAAGUGUAUGGUACUUCAGUGUCAGGUUCAGAUGCAGUCGAGUUUUGGGUAACUGAGAAGCCAAACUAUGACUACAACUCCAACUCAUGUGUUGGUGGAGAGUGCCUGCAUUAUACCCAGAUUGUUUGGGGUGACUCACUUUAUCUUGGGUGUGCUAGCGUUCAUUGCAAAAAUGGAUGGUGGUUCAUCACCUGUAACUAUCAUCCUCCUGGAAAUAUGGAGGGGCAGCGUCCUUAUUAG